Messenger RNA from Dentiscutata heterogama, 789 nucleotides. NCBI's taxonomy places the organism in Eukaryota, Fungi, Glomeromycota, Glomeromycetes, Diversisporales, Gigasporaceae. The record is from the annotation of a GenBank genome assembly.
CAAGUUGAAGAUUUACAUCAAGCUUAUGUGGAAUUAAAAUCAUCAAUGAAGUUUAAAUAUUUGCUGAAAACCAUAUUGGCAAUUGGAAAUUAUCUUAAUGGUUCCACAUUCCGAGGAAAUGCGAUCGGAUUUCGGUUGGAUUGUCUUUUAAAGAUAAGCGAAACAAAAGCUUUAGAAAAUAAUCCUAAAGGGCUUUCAACAUUACUUCAUUAUUUAGCUGCGACACUUGAAGAAAAACAGAAUGAUUUGAUAACAUUUAUGGAUGAGUUAAAACAUUUGGAGGGGGCAUCAAAGGUUUCAUAUGUUGCAGUUAUAGGGACCGUUGCAUCUUUGGGGAGUGGAGCUGACCUAAUCAAAGAAGAAAUUAGGAUCUUGAAGAAGAUAAGAUUGACACCGAGUAGUGAUCGUUUUUGUGAAGUUAUGGAGGAAUUCAUUAAACAAAUUGAACCAACCAUCGAGAGCAUAAAAGAAUUUACGCAAGAAUUAGAAGAAAGACUAAACCAAUUACUAAAAUACUAUGGAGAAGAUCCUACCGUUACUAAACCUGAAGAAUUUUUCGGCAUGAUUGUUGAAUUCGGAAAAUCUUUGGAGGCGAUAAGACGACCAUCAGAUACUUCAAGUAUAGCUUCAUUAUUAGCAGGGCAAGAUUUUGAUAAUACAAUUCGAGAAUUAAGAUCUGGAUUAAGAAAAAAUCGAGACAGACCUAUUUCGAAAGUUUUUUCUGAAUUGCAAUUAGAUGUAAUUUAUUCACACAGUCGUAAUGCUAGCAGUGUAUAUCCUUCAGCAUAA